Molecule: messenger RNA, 1337 nt
Organism: Camellia sinensis
Lineage: Eukaryota; Viridiplantae; Streptophyta; Magnoliopsida; Ericales; Theaceae
Product: 3-oxo-5-alpha-steroid 4-dehydrogenase (DUF1295)
Cellular component (GO): membrane
Source: RefSeq, a predicted model, not a curated record
ACUAUCCAUGCAAGAGCCAACAAACAUCAAUAUGAGUGGUCAUAAUAAUAACAUGAAGAAUGCUGUGAUAGCACUGUUGGCUCCUCUUCCCUCCAUACUAUUCUAUAUCUCCUUCCUUCACCAAAUUAGCAGCGGUACUAGUAGUAGUAGUGAUACUUCAAGUGCUUGGCUUAUUUGGAGUUGGUGCUACGAUCACCCUUUCCUAUUGGCAAACCUCCUCUACUUUCUCAAUGUCAAUCUCCUCAUUUGGAUCAUUAGUCUUGUCCAGUCUAGCAACUGGUUGAUAGAUGUUUAUUGGACGGUGAUACCAGUGAUGUUAGUACAUUACUAUGCAACUCACCCUUUAGGAAAGUAUAACCCACGGAGGUCGAGGGCGGUGAUACUAAUGACAUGGGCAUGGGCUAUCAGACUCAGUCACAACUACUUCCGCCGUGAAAGGUGGCAAUUGGGUGCCAGGGAGGAUUGGAGAUUUACUGAUAUGCGUCUACAGUAUGGCAAAAAUUGGUGGUGGGUUUCUUUCUUCUCUGCCUACCUUUCUCAGCAGGUGUUUCUGAUUGGAGUGUGUCUACCCUUGUAUGUUAUCCACUCAGUUGACAAGCCACUGAAUUUUUGGGACUUGAUUGCUGUAGUUGUUUGCAUGACUGGUAUAGUUGUUGCCUAUCUUGCCGACACACAACUCUACAACUUCGUUUGUAGAAAUGAGAAACUAAAAGAACUUGACAAGCCCAUGGUUCCAAAUCAUGACAAGGGCCUUUGGCGGUACUCUCGACACCCCAACUACUUUGGGGAGCAGUUGUGGUGGUGGGGAUUGGUCAUCUUUGGAUGCAAUCUUGGAUGUGCUUGGACCUUUGUCGGACCGCUCUUUAAUAGCAUGUGCUUAGCAUAUGUCACCAUGCUUGUCGAGAGGCGGAUGCUGAAACAGGAUUAUAGAGCUGAAGCAUACAGGGUGUACCAGCAGACAACCUCGGUGUGGAUACCUUGGUUCAAGUUCAAGUCAUCCCCAACCCCAAAGGGAGGAAAAGAUAAGACCACUUGAAUCCGUAUUUCCCUGCUAUUUGGACGCUAGUCUAUUUGGCCAGAACUCUUACACGUCAUCACUAAGAGGUCAAGGUUCAACUCCUUUGUCCCUGGACUAUGGCAUCCAAUGUGAAAAAAAAAAUUUAAUAAUUACAUGUACCUCUCUUAUGCUUUAUCUUUAAAACUUCACAUUUGUGUUUGCACUCUGUAGUUACUUUGGCAGAAGAAUGAAUGGUGUUGGAGUAUGAGGAGUAAUUUGUUAUAUGAAAUUGUAUAAAGCAUUUGUGCAUUUAGUAAACAAGUUCCUUUCUUAUCUAAAA